GAACAUUUUCAUGAAUGAACAAAUGUUAAACAUUUUCAAAUACAUGUACUGGAGAAUGUCAAACACAUAAAUCAUAUUUCCUGUUUAACUAAGGAGUUAAAAUAACUGGGAAGAGCCAAAAGCAACAAACGCAUCUUUCAAAUAUAGGCAAAGCCAAGUUAAAAUAAGUUUACACUACUUUGGGAGCACGCUUAAUCCACACACCAGAACACUUCUUGGUAUUGAACCAUUAAUAUAUACUACACUGUGCUCAAAAUAGCUGAUAUGUGUGCACAUAGGAUAUAGAGGAUACAAGAAGUCUUAAAACAACUGCUACAAAACCUUAACAGAGACUACAGGUAUUUUUACCUCAUGUUAGAGCACAUCCAUAGAUUAGCUCAAUGAUAGCCACAAAAAUCAUAUGCUAUCCUUCAAAGCAGGCGGAUAUCAGGUGUAGGAGUGCUUAAGCUUAUACAGAGGGUUACCUGUAUUUCAGCAGCAACACGGCUAAACACACCACACAGAAACUUUCGCUAACUUAACUUCUUGAUGUGGGGCGUAAAUCUGUAUCCAUGGAGAUAUAUUGAUACAGGGCCCAUCCAUUAAGAUACUGAGACUUUCGUUGGAGGAUAUCAAGAAGUUGUUGCUUGGUGCAGGAUAACAAGACAAUAAAGAUACAAAGGCCUUAUAUAGUCCCCAUAAACUUGGAGAAUCUUUUUGAACACAGAAACAGUUGCAUGGAUUAUUAGGUUGGGAGUCUGCUGAAAGAAACCAGAAUUUUGCCACUGAAUUAGAAAAAAGGUUUGAAGUGAUAGAACUCAGGUUAAUAUUAAUAACAGCUUUUGGGAUUCUCUACUGGAGUUUUGAAUAAUUUAUCAAUUUAUUCUUAAAGUUGUUACAGACCCUCUCAAUAAAGAAAAUACAUAUAGAAAAUAUACUUAUGAGCUCAUAAUCAUGCAGAUCUAUUUUGACUGUUUCAUGUCAGUGGGUUAGGGUUUACCCAUGUGGAACCACACUGACCAAAGGAGGAGAUCAGAACUACAUAGUGUAUAAUAACUACUUCACAAGCAAAACAGUUAUUAGAUCUUGCUGGGAACCAAUCUAGGACAUAAAUAGCAUUAAAACCACUGAAUUGGUUUGAGAUUUGACAUUUUUAUGAUUUCUACCAAGAUUUAGUGAGUUUAUAAGAAACUAUCUGCACAAAAGAAAGGGAAUUAUAACUGAUCGUGUGUAUUGAUGUACAAUGAGUCUUACUAGCUGAAAACAUGGGAAAAAUUCAAAUAUUUUGCUGUGGAUUUCAAAAUGAGUAGAGAUAUUUGUUUAAUACUUUAAGAUUGACUGGAUUUUAGAAAUAUUUUGGAUUUAGAAUGACUUGUAAAUAUCGGAAGAUUUUACAUUCGGCAAAGUAACACCUUUUUCAAACCAAAUGCGAAAGUUCAUUCAGUCCAUGAAACAAGAACAUAAAAUUAUCUGAGUUUUGGAGUUUAUCAGAAUUCCUUCAUAGGAAACACUUUGGAACACAUAGGAAAUAGUUGAUAAAAACUGCAAAAUACAUAGAACUCUAUACUUUUGGAGGCUGGAUACAAUAUACUUUUGACAUUUAUAGAUGGAAAGCUGCUGGUGAAAUUCAUCAACAGGAAUCUCAUAAAACCAAUAUAUGAGCCACUAAGUGCUUGCUGAAAUCAGACAGUUUACCAAAAUAUGGAAUCACCUUCCAAGUUAUAAAUAACCCAAGAUUUCUCUAUAAAGGUUAGUCAUAUUGAAGUGAAACUGAAUCAGGGCUCGCAUCUGGAUCCUUAAUCAAAGUGCUCUGGCUCAGAUUAUACAUUUGCUAGUGUUUUAUUUUCUUCCCAAAAUAUUCUUCUUCAAACAUUCAACAAACAUGGUGAAUUCAUCCCCCAGAUGCUGUGUUUAUCUCACAGGGGAUCAAAUACCUGUGUGAACUAGUAAAGGUAAUCUUAAUUGGGCGAUAACUGUUAAUUAGGUAACGUUAAGUCCUGGAAUCAGACUCUAUGGGACUAGAUCUAAGGUCUAGUAGAGGCAUACAAAGGGAGAUAAAGGAUACAGCUAAAACUGAAUUAUAGGGGCAUACAACACUUCUCCAUUAAACAUCAAAAGAAAUAUUCCUUGAGUUGCUAUAUCAGGAAGAUCUCUAGUAACAGGCCUAUAUAAAAGACAAGUAAACUACAUGUAGGAAUUUAAAAGGUUUUUCAAUAUGUAGCUUUAACAUAUCAUUUGAGUACAUAAUCAGAUAGAGUUUUGAAGAUGGCAGACUAUUACCUGAAGCGGAAUCUACCUGGGACCAAGUUGGAGUAUAUGUCCCUGUCACGGCCAGAUGUCACAACAGAUUAUUUUCUUUCUCGCGUUAAACCAUCCAAAACACCAGCCCGCUUGAGUUACGACAAACCAUAUACCGGGGUGGGUACUUCAUCUUAUCCCAUGACCUUUCCAGGACCAUCGGGUCAUGAUAAAUCGUAUGUUAGCAGGUUCGCUCAAGAUCCGCCAUAUUCCCCGAAAUCAAAAUGGGAGAAAUCUGAGCAAAGUGAUAAGGCAUUUUCGACAUCAAGUUUUGAUAAGCCCUACAGAAGUGAAAGGUUCUACAGGGAGAAAUCUCAUCAUAGUGCAUCAAGCUAUGAUCAAACCUACCCUGGUGCUAAGAGCCGUGAGAAAUCUUACAUUAUCAGUAUAGAAAAAGACCAGCCUUACAGAGGAACAACUAGUCAUGACAAAUCAUACCCUGAAAGAGAUACAAAGGAAAAGUCUUCAUAUUCAAGUAGAGAUGAUGAAAGGCCAUAUUCUGCCAAGGGUAGUGGUGAUAAUACCUUCAGAAGCAGUGACAUUAGACCCUACUCCUCAACUAUUAGUUAUGAUAAGACCUUCUCAAAUAUAAGCAGAGAACUAGAUAGACCAUUCUCAGCCCCAUCUAGUCAGGAUAAAGCAUAUUCAAUCAUAGAUGAUAGACCUUACUCCUCAAUCACUAGUCAUGAUACAGUCUACAAAAUCAGGGAAGAUAGGCCCUGUACAAUGGUUGCCCAAUAUGUCCCUACUAGCUCAAGAAGCUAUAGAAGCACUGAUAAACCUCCUAGCGGAAAAAGCCAUGCUUCCUCUAUAGAUUCCCCAUACACAGGGCAUUAUGUUAGCAAAAGAAAGUUAAAAUCUACAGCCUAUAAAUAUGAGAAGUACAGACAGUCGAAAAGCCUCUCAAGGGAUCAAGCUGGUCGCGUCCCAUUAGAAACAAGCAAAAGUUUAGAUAGUUCUCAGGUGCACUGGGAGAAAUACCUAGGUGUUAGUGAUAAACACGAUGAUGCAAGUACUAAACCAUCUGGUGCAUUGCUAGAACACUCAUCUGCCAUCUUUGAGAAAGCACCUGAGUUCAUAUAUAGUAAAUAUGACUAUUUGAAGCCAGAAAGCACAUACUUAAUGAAUACUCAGAAGUCCAGACAAUUUGAUGCAGACCCAAUUGCAUAUUUAAAUCGCAAGUCUUCUGUAAGGCUUGCUAGCUUGAAAUAUGAAACAGCAGUGAAGUCAUCGAAUGAACCUCAGACUAACAAAUCUUCAAGCAACAAACCCUCAAGAUUCAAGAAACAGAAAGAACCGCUUACGCGUAGUAUGAGCUUACAUAGCAGCGCCUUCUAUUCACUUUCGGGAAGUGCUUCUUCUUAUACAAAAAGGGAGAAGCUGACAUCAUCCUAUAAGGGUUCACUGUCUAGCUACAAACCUACAAAGGAUAGAUCCAUCACUCCAGUCCUAGAGUACCACCAUAGACCAUACAGAGAGAGUUAUAGUCCACCUAAAGAUGUCACCACCAGACAUAGACCAUACCGUGACAGCAAUAGUCCCCCAAAGCAAGAUAUCCUAGGCACCUUGCCAGAUGCCCCAAUUGCACGUGAUGUUGACAAGGUUGCCAGGUAUAAGAGACGCUUUGAACAGAAAGCUAGGGAUCAGCACAAACCACAUACUCAUAAAGAACAACACUUAGACCAUGGUGAGAGAGAAUCAAGGAAAACAACUAGAGACUUCUUACCUAAGAGAGCCAAGAAGCACAAACACAUUGACAAACCGAAUGUACAAAAAGAUGAGAAAGCGGAUCUAGAAAUCAAAACAAUAACAACUAAAGAGCCGAUGGAGGAUGAUAGUUUAGAGAGAAAACUCAAGAGCUACAAAGCCCUAAAGGAAUCAAACUAUGAAGCAAUGGAAGUUGAAAUGAUCAGAACAACAAAAGCAACAAGAACUAAGGUCAUGUUUGAUGAUGAAAGCCUUGAAAGAAAACCGUUUGACUUUAAAGCAUUCAGAGAAACCUCAAUGGAGGAAAUUGAGAUCAAAUCAUACAAGAUGUCCAGCAUUGAGAGGUUUGAAGAUGAUAGUCUUGAGAGGAAGCCUGCCUUUGAUUUCAAGGCACUGAAGGAUGCACUCCUUAGUGAAGAUAUGGAUGAGAUUGGGGUCUUGAAUAAGAUGGAUAUGGACAAGGGUUUCCCUUACAUCAUAACAGCAAAGUAAGUAUUAAAUUAAAAAUGUCAUUGUAUACUAAGUGUGUGUAUCUUUUAUAGGACAGAGGCAUUUUGGCUUUUUAACACAAACGUUUUUUGGAUAUAAAACUUGAAUAUUUUCAUAUUUCAGAUG
Messenger RNA from Owenia fusiformis, 4599 nucleotides. NCBI's taxonomy places the organism in Eukaryota, Metazoa, Annelida, Polychaeta, Sabellida, Oweniidae. The record is from the annotation of a GenBank genome assembly.